CAAGAGGGGCCAGCCCCCCCGGAAGCGAUGGCCCAGCCCUACCCCCCAGCCCAGUACCCCCCCCAGAACGGCAUUCCAACGGAGUACGCCCCUCCCCACCCCCACCCGCCAGCAGACUACACGGGUCAGAGCGCUCUAACGCUGUACACACCCACACAGACACACAGCGAACAGCCCGGCAACGAGAACAACACACCCACCCUCACAGCCACACUAUCGCAGGCAGACGAGGUUGCGCAGACGGAGGUUUCCCAUCAGCUCCACCUGCAGCAGUGUGAUUCGUCAGAGAAGCAGCAGCCCAAACGGUUACACGUCUCCAACAUCCCUUUCCGCUUCAGAGACCCAGACCUCAGGCAAAUGUUUGGGCAAUUUGGGAAGAUUUUAGAUGUGGAGAUAAUUUUUAACGAGCGAGGCUCCAAGGGUUUUGGGUUUGUAACAUUUGAAACGAGUGCCGAUGCGGACCGUGCACGUGAGAAACUAAAUGGUACAAUCGUAGAGGGACGCAAAAUAGAGGUUAACAACGCAACAGCAAGAGUUAUGACAAACAAAAAGGUGGCAAACCCCUACACGAAUGGCUGGAAGCUGAACCCAAUGGUGGGAGCUGUCUAUGGUCCUGAAUUGUAUGCAGUGACAGGUUUUCCCUACCCUAGUACAGGAGCGGCAGUAGCCUAUCGGGGAGCUCAUUUGAGAGGGAGGGGGCGGGCCGUCUAUAACACAUUCCGCGCCGCGCCCCCACCCCCACCCAUGCCUGCCUACGGAGCGGUGGUUUACCAGGACGCCUUCUAUGGUGCAGAGAUCUACGGGGGUUAUGCAGCAUACAGAUAUGCACAACCAGCAGCCACGGCUGCAACCGCAUAUAGUGACAGUUAUGGGAGAGUCUAUGCAACAGCGGACCCAUAUCACCACACGAUUGGUCCUGCAGCCACGUACAGUGUGGGUACUAUGGCUAGCCUAUACAGAGGAGGCUGCAGUCGCUUCACUCCGUACUAGAGCGAGAGAGAGGGACAAACGCCCCCCCCCCCCCCCCCCCCUCCUCCCUCC
This is a messenger RNA of Oncorhynchus mykiss (rainbow trout), 1041 nucleotides long. NCBI's taxonomy places the organism in Eukaryota, Metazoa, Chordata, Actinopteri, Salmoniformes, Salmonidae. The record is from RefSeq and is a predicted model, not a curated record.